Messenger RNA from Pleuronectes platessa (European plaice), 1287 nucleotides. RefSeq names its product POU class 3 homeobox 2b (gene pou3f2b). NCBI's taxonomy places the organism in Eukaryota, Metazoa, Chordata, Actinopteri, Pleuronectiformes, Pleuronectidae. The coding region runs from base 1 to 1287 and encodes 428 amino acids. The transcript has a single exon. The record is from RefSeq and is a predicted model, not a curated record. Gene Ontology annotation, cellular component: nucleus. Gene Ontology annotation, molecular function: DNA-binding transcription factor activity, RNA polymerase II-specific; RNA polymerase II cis-regulatory region sequence-specific DNA binding. Gene Ontology annotation, biological process: regulation of transcription by RNA polymerase II; brain development.
AUGAGUGGCAGGGGCGGGGCGGAGUCCAGGUGCGCCUCGGCGUACACUUGGCAGAGCGCCUGGGAGCCGCUUGUGGGCAGGAGAGGAUCUGUCAAAUGCGAGGUUCCUAUAAUAAGAGCGACCAGUCCGGCUCCGAAAGUCAUGGCGACCGCAGCGUCUAACCACUACAACAUACUCACCUCCAGCGCAUCCAUCGUGCACUCGGAGCCUGGCAGCAUGCAGCAAGCCACGGCGUACCGGGACGCACAGAGCCUGUUGCAGGGCGACUACGCGCUCCAGAGCAACAGCCACACGCUCAGCCACGCACACCAGUGGAUCCAGGCGCUGUCCCACGGAGAGGGAGCCCCGUGGUCCUCCAGCCCGCUCGGCGCGGAGCAGGACAUCAAACCCACGGUGCAGGGCGCCCGGGACGAGAUGCACAACUCCAGCAGCAACCUGCAGCACCAGUCGCGGCCGCCCCACCUGGUGCACCAGACGCUCGGGAACCACCACGACAGCCGGGCGUGGAGAACAACCACCGCGGCUCACAUACCGAGCAUGGCGACGACGAACGGCCAAAGCCUUAUUUACUCCCAGCCGAGCUUCAGCGUGAACGGGAUGAUCCCGAGCAGCGGGCAGGGGAUGCACCACCACAUCCUAAGAGACAGUCAUGAUGACCAACACAGCCCGCACCUCAGCGACCACGGCCACCCGCCGUCCCAGCAUCAGCACCAGCACCAGCCGGGGAGCCACCACGACCACUCGGACGAGGAUACGCCGACCUCGGACGACCUGGAGCAGUUCGCCAAACAGUUCAAACAGCGGAGGAUCAAGCUGGGCUUCACGCAGGCGGACGUGGGACUCGCCCUGGGGACCCUGUACGGAAAUGUGUUUUCCCAAACCACCAUAUGCAGGUUUGAGGCCCUGCAGCUCAGCUUCAAAAACAUGUGCAAGCUGAAGCCUCUGUUGAACAAGUGGCUGGAGGAGGCGGACUCCACCUCGGGCAGCCCGACCAGCCUGGACAAAAUCGCUGCGCAGGGCAGGAAAAGGAAAAAACGGACUUCGAUCGAGGUAAGCGUAAAGGGAGCGUUGGAGAGCCAUUUUUUGAAGUCACCUAAACCGGCAGCGUCGGAAAUAAUCGGCCUGGCGGACAGUCUGCACCUGGAGAAAGAGGUGGUGCGGGUUUGGUUUUGUAACAGGAGACAGAAGGAGAAACGCAUGACUCCUCCCGGAGGAGCUCUGCCAGGGAGCGAGGAUGUGUACGGGGACACGCCGCCGCACCACGGGGUCCAGACCCCGGUCCAAUGA